This is a messenger RNA of Prunus armeniaca (apricot), 201 nucleotides long. The record is from the annotation of a GenBank genome assembly. Lineage: Eukaryota; Viridiplantae; Streptophyta; Magnoliopsida; Rosales; Rosaceae.
AUGGGUGAAGAACUUUCUGGUUUGAGUGCCAAAGAUCUACAGAGCCUGGAAAACCAACUGGAGACAAGUUUGAAAGGUGUCCGGAUGAAAAAGGUGCCUAGUCCUGAUUAUAUAGUCUCAGUUACUACUGUCAAGAUCCCUUCUUUAUGUAGCACAUGCAUGACACUCAGUCAUUUUUCUGCAGGACCAGAUACUAAAUGA